Messenger RNA from Myiozetetes cayanensis, 2098 nucleotides. It is a transcript of the gene KIN, whose product is annotated as Kin17 DNA and RNA binding protein. The transcript has 13 exons. The record is from RefSeq and is a predicted model, not a curated record. Gene Ontology annotation, biological process: DNA replication; DNA damage response. Bases 25 to 1197 code for a protein of 390 amino acids. NCBI's taxonomy places the organism in Eukaryota, Metazoa, Chordata, Aves, Passeriformes, Tyrannidae. Gene Ontology annotation, cellular component: nucleus. Gene Ontology annotation, molecular function: double-stranded DNA binding.
GGGAUCGGGACCGGGACCGGCGUCAUGGGGAAGUCGGAUUUCCUCAGCCCCAAGGCGAUCGCCAACCGCAUCAAGUCCAAGGGGCUGCAGAAGCUGCGCUGGUACUGUCAGAUGUGCCAGAAGCAGUGCCGGGAUGAGAACGGCUUCAAGUGUCACUGCAUGUCUGAGUCCCACCAGAGGCAAUUGCUGCUGGCUUCUGAAAAUCCUCAGCAGUUCAUGGAUUACUUCUCUGAGGAGUUCCGAAAUGAUUUCCUAGAAUUGCUCAGGAGGCGAUUUGGAACAAAGAGAGUCCACAAUAAUAUCGUGUACAAUGAAUACAUCAGCCAUCGAGAACACAUCCACAUGAAUGCCACCCAGUGGGAGACACUGACUGACUUUACAAAGUGGCUGGGGAGAGAAGGUCUUUGCAAGGUUGAUGAGACUCCCAAAGGCUGGUACAUUCAGUACAUCGACAGGGACCCUGAGACUAUUCGUAGGCAACAAGAACAAGAGAGGAAGAAGAAACAGGACCUUGAUGAUGAAGAAAAGACUGCUAAGUUCAUUGAACAACAAGUUAGAAGAGGUUUGGAGGGGAAAGAACUGGAAAUGCCAGUCUAUACUGAACUCAACAGAGAAAAUGAAGAAGAAAAAGUUACAUUUAAUUUAAACAAAGGAGCAAGUACUUCAAUCGCAGCAUCUUCUAAAACAAGCAGUGUCCUUGGACAGAAUGCACUGAAGAUGGUGGAGGGGGCAGUUAAAAGGAAAGAAUCAGCUCAUAGCUCUAGUCAGCCCAAAGAGAAGAAGAAGAAAUCUGCACUGGAUGAGAUCAUGGAGCUUGAAGAGGAGAAGAAAAGAACAGCUCGAAGAGACUACUGGUUACAGCCUGAAAUCAUUGUAAAAAUUGUAACAAAAAAGCUUGGGGAGAAGUAUCACAAGAAGAAGGCAGUUGUUAAGGAAGUGAUUGACAAAUACACAGCGGUCGUGAAGGUGAUUGACUCUGGAGACAAACUGAAGCUCGAUCAGACACAUCUAGAAACUGUAAUACCUGCACCAGGCAAGAAAGUGAUGGUAUUAAAUGGUGGGUACAGGGGAAAUGAAGGCAUCUUGGAAUCCAUCAAUGAAAAGAGGUUCUCAGUAACAAUAACCAUUGACUCUGGACCUUUAAAAGGACGCCGGGUCGAAGACAUCCAGUAUGAAGAUGUUUCCAAACUCGCCUGAGCUGCUAACCAUGGAUCAGAGAUGAUUUUGAUUCCCAAAAUCAUCUUUCUGAUGUCUUUCAGGCAGACACAGGACUCUACCAUGUCAGGGUUUUAAUUGUGUGUGUAUUUAUAAUGUAUAUAGAAAUUAACAGAAGCAAACUAGAACUAUUUAAAGAUAGUUAUGGGUUUGUUACGUGAAAUGUUUAUGGAAAUAUUAUCAGUGGAGAUUUUUCAUCUGAUUCUAUAUUGAAGUUAUAAUAUUUGCUUCAGUUUCCUGUUGUAAAAUAUAGGAGAGAGCUGCAAGCUGGAGUAUUUUAUUUACUGAAGUCUGUGAGCAGGUCCAGAAGAGAGAAUUACCUACAGGCAGGCAGAGUGUGUUGGAGCCAGUGGAGUUUAAACAACAUCCUUCUCAAUCCACAGCCAAAACAGAACUCUGGCUGUAGGAACAAGGGAAGGGAUUAGGGGAAUAGCAGGAAGGCACCAGUGCUGCAAGGGAUUGCUCCUUGGAUGCUGUAAGAAUGGUCUGGUAUAUUAAGUGCUGUCACCAGUUUAUUUCUGAUUAGCACAGGGGUGGUAGUGGAGUGCAAGUCAUCGCUCCUCCAGUGUGUUUGUCAGGGCUCCUGAUGAUAUUAAUAUGCAAUUUAUCUCCACAUGGACUCUGUGUGGGGUUACUCCAUGGAUGUUACUUGUGGGUUUUCUAGGAUGCCAGGCCAAGCGUGUGCAGGUAGGAACUGGUGGUUGCUCUCCUGGUUUUCCAGAGCCUUUUCCUUUGUUCAUGCUCCUAUUGUUGCUCUGCUACAUGAGUAACCUUACUUGUGCUAAAUGAUACAACAUUACUUGUUUUAUUUUUUUAAAACUGUCACAUUUUAUACAAUGUUUAAUUUCUAAGGCACUUCAGAAAUAAACAUAAACCUUUCUUA